AUGUGGCUUCCUUGGACAGUCAACGCGGAGUUGCUCAGUGGAUAUGCCGCAGCGGCCAUGCUCUGCGCUACGCUGACGCAAUGGCUGUCUUCUCCAGGGCUGGAGAUAUAUUCGGAGAUCUUGUGCUGGGCUAUUUUACCCAUCUUGAUAAGGUGCCAGAAGAAAUUGGAGCACGGAUCACUACAGCAGCCGGCAGUCUAUGGGGAGCCGAAUGCACUAUCAUCGCCCUCUUCUUCUCUAUGGUUUUUUGCUGCGGGCAUUGCUGUAUUCGCAUUCAUCAAGAUGGAAACAGGCGCAAUUCAAUUCUUGCCAAUAUUGACGCCCCUUCUAUUGGCGACCCAGAGAUAUUUAGGAUCUGCUUCCAAGUUGCCGGCCGGUCCAUUUUCUCUUCUUUCCAAGUCAACUUGCGGGGCUGCUCUUAUUUCCCUUUUCACCAUUUUCACAUUUUCAAAUUGGACGAUUCAAAUAUCUCUAUCGUCCAUUGCUUUGGCCUCCGCCCUAUUUAUCGUAUAUGCUGCUCUGCUGCCAAAAGGUGGAACAUUUUUGUGUCUUCCAUCCAUCAACUUUGAGCGCGCCAUACGUCCUCUUUCCGUCCGAAUUGUUAUCUUGCUAUUUAUUAUUCUGUGUAUAUCUACUAUUUUAACUAGAAUUUUUAGUGUGAACCCAUUCCAUGUACUUCUUUUAGGUCUGUUGAAGGCAUUGUCUUGGUACUUUGCUGCCAAAGUGGCGCAAAAUACAUCUUGGGUGAUAGCUACCACUAUUACCACAUUUUCAAUUGCAUCUACGAGCAAUCUUUACAACAAAGCAUCUAAUACUGAGGCUGCUGCAUGGGUCUUAGCCGCAGCCAUGGCGCUUGGCCAAGUUAUUUCAUCUUUACCAAAGCAAGCAAAGUAUAAAUCGCUAUUAUGGAUGUUUGGCUUAAUCUCAUUUGUACCCUUUCUCCGAAAUCUUUGGAUGAUUCGCGACAUGCAGCAGUCAGCAAAGGUCUUUGGCCCUGAGCAAGAGCAUCCUGUUGAGACUCUAGUACGCAGCAGUAAGAUUCAUUUCGAGAACCUUCUUAAAAGGCAGUCUAAGAACUAUCAGCAAGCCGUCACGGAGUAUCAACGUCGGUAUGGGGUCAACCCUCCACCUGGAUUUGAAGCUUGGUAUGAAUACGCAAUUAGUCGUCAAUCUCCUAUAAUUGAUGACUUUGACGCCAUCUAUCAGGCUAUUUCGCCACUUUGGAGAUUAAGCGGACAACAAGUACUUGAAAUAAUGAACCAAGUCUAUUAUACGCCCAAAAGCGAGGUGUGGUUCUGCAUGUACUACGGGGCAUAUGCUCAAACACGGUGCAUGCACCCAAAUCGAAUUUACGACAGACAUAUUGAGUAUCAGUUUGAUAGGCUGUUAUGGGGCUUUAAUGGCGUUCUUCCUGAUAUACGAUUUCUCUUCAAUCAUUUUGAUGAGCCGCGUAUCCUGAUUCCGGCAUGGGAAGUAGAGAAGGCUGAUUCCUAUUCGCUGUUCAAUGUUAGAAACAUGUCGCGACAGCCCGUUUGGGAUGAGGUCACGAAAUUUUGUUCAUUGAAAAAGAAGCCAGGCAUCGCAGAGGAGGUACAGAUGCCCAUAGAGGCAUUUGAUAUGCCUUUUGUCGCCAACCGUUCUUCUGCUAUUGAUCUCUGUGAGCACCCAGAGUACCGCAACAUGCAUGGACUAUUUAUGAGCCCGGUAACUUUUUCCUUGGUCGAGGGGCUUGUCCCUGCUCUCUCAACUGGGUCGCCUUCCCCGAUGGGAGACAUUUUAUUUCCCAGUCCGGCAUAUAUUGAAGAAGAGUUUACGUAUGACGAUACGAGAGAGAUCAGCUGGGAAGAGAAGAAGAAUAAUCUAUACUGGGCCGGGUCCACAACCGGCGCAUUCGCCUCAGAUGCAAGCUGGCCAUCUUAUCAUAGACAAAGAUUCGUGAGACUGGUGCAAAAUACAGAGUGCCAGAAGUAUCACUACUUGCGGUUGGUGAGUGGAACGAUACAGCGUGUUGCAUCCUCAUUCCUCAACGGGCGACUGUUCGAUGUCGCUUUUACACGAAUAUUCCAGUGCGAAACAAAAUACUGCAGAGACCAGGCGAGGACCUUGAAGAUUGGUGGAUGGGCUGAUAAAGACAAAGCACUUCAAUCGCGAUUGGUCUUUGAUCUUGAUGGCAACGGCAUCAGCGGCCGCUACUAUAAGCUGCUGGCAUCAAAAUCGGCACCGUUGAAGCAAACGCUUCUAAGAGAAUGGCACGACGACCGCCUCGUGCCGUGGGUUCAUUACAUUCCCGUCAGUCAGAGUCUAGAAGAGCUGCCCGAAAUUGUCCUCUACUUGACGUCGACACAAUCUGGUCAACAGCGGGCUAGAGAAAUCGCAGAACAGGGGCGGGAUUGGUUCUUCAAGGCGCUGCGAGAAGCUGACAUGUCUGUAUAUACAUAUCGACUACUGUUGGAGUUGGCGAGGCUACAGGAUCCGAGUAGACCAGCGGGAUUUCCUGCGACUGGGUAG
This is a messenger RNA of Trichoderma atroviride IMI 206040, 2508 nucleotides long. RefSeq lists its product as uncharacterized. The record is from RefSeq and is a predicted model, not a curated record. Lineage: Eukaryota; Fungi; Ascomycota; Sordariomycetes; Hypocreales; Hypocreaceae.